Molecule: messenger RNA, 672 nt
Organism: Eurypyga helias (sunbittern)
Lineage: Eukaryota; Metazoa; Chordata; Aves; Eurypygiformes; Eurypygidae
Product: integrin beta-1-binding protein 2-like
Exons: 5
Coding region: 1-672 (223 amino acids)
Source: RefSeq, a predicted model, not a curated record
AUGGGCGUUACCUGGCUGCACGGUGCCAGAGGCACGGCCAAAACUUUGCUGCUCGUUCCACAGAUCUACCAGGGCCCAGAGAGCAACACAGAGGUUUGCACUUUCCAUCCUGGCGUUCCCGUCUUCCAUGAAGGGAUGAAGUACUGGAGCUGCUGUGGGGUCAAAACGACGGAUUUCAGUGCCUUCCUGGAGCAGCCGGGCUGCAGCAGCGGGCAACACAACUGGACGGGGAAGGGGGACAAGAAGGCAGUGUCGUGCCGGCAGGACUGGCACCAAACUGGCAACCAGGUGGUAGUCACGGUCUAUGCCAAGAACCCCCUGCCCGCCCUCAGCAGUGUGAAAGCCAACCGCACCGUGCUUGAGGUUCACAUCACCUUCGAAGGAAAUAAGAUUUUCCAGGCAGAACUGGAUCUCUGGGGGGUUAUUGAAACGGAGAAGAGCUUUGUGAGCAUGGUCCCUACCAAGGUGGAGAUCACACUUUGCAAAGCCAGCCCUGGCUCCUGGGCCAGGCUGGAGCUCCCCCAGCACAGGCCACACUCCCACGGCGAGCAGCAGAAGGAGGCUGCAGAUGCAGCCGAGCCUGGGGCAGCGCAGCGGGAGGACUCGGAUGACAGCUUGAGCUGGUCGGAGGAGGAAGACGAGGAGCUGGAGAUGGGAACACCAAGCAACUGA